This is a messenger RNA of Heterocephalus glaber (naked mole-rat), 2506 nucleotides long. Lineage: Eukaryota; Metazoa; Chordata; Mammalia; Rodentia; Bathyergidae. The record is from RefSeq and is a predicted model, not a curated record.
GUAGGUGACUGCGAAAUGGGCGUAACUAUGGAGGAUCCUUUCGAGAACUCUGCGGAAAAUGAACAGGAGGAAGAGGCGAAGGCGGCCGCUGGGCAUUUUGCAGAGGUCGCGGAGGUCGAGAAGGGCUCUGAUGCAGAUUCGGACUCUGACCUGGAGACAGAAGGGAUCCAUGGACUUGGAGAAAUGGUCAAGGAUACCCUCUACCUGGGAUUUUGCCAGGCCCUUAAUGUUGUGCCUGCCUCCUGCUUUCUGCGCCAAGAGAAUGCUCCAGAGUUGAACCUGCAGCAUCGUGGCCUGGGGCCCCAGGGAGCCCUGGCUCUGGCUUCCACGUUGACCUCCAAUCCCUACAUCAAGCGACUGGGUCUUCGGGACAAUGGGCUCUGUAGAGCUGGCGCAGAGGCCCUGGCAGAUGUCCUGAGCAAAAACAGGAGCAUCUCUGAUGUAGACCUGUCAGAGAACCAGCUUGGAGCAGCAGGGGUCCAGGCUCUCUGUGCCGCCCUCAGAGUGAACCAAGCAGUGCAGAAGAUGCAGCUGGCAGGGAACAGCCUGGAGGAGCAGGCAGCCAAGUACCUUGCUGAUCUUCUGCUGGUCCAUACAGGCCUGAAAUCCCUGGACCUCAGCUAUAACCAGCUAAAUGACCAAGCAGGAGAAACCCUUGGACCAGCACUGGCAGAAAACCCAGGACUCACAGAACUUAACAUGAGCUGGAAUCACCUCAGAGGCCCAGGAGCUGUAGCAUUUGCCAGGGGAUUGGAGGCAAACAUCUUCCUGAAAGUCCUGGACAUCUCUUACAAUGGUUUUGGAGACCUUGGAGCCUUGGCUGUGGCUGAGGCCCUGAAGGCCAACAAUGUGUUGGAGGAACUCAACAUGAGCAACAACCGCAUCUCUGCAGCGGGAGCACUGAGCCUGGGACUGGGGCUCCGGGUCAACCAGACACUGAGGAUUCUUGUGGUAUCCAGGAAUCCCAUGCAGAGUGAAGGCUGCUUUGGUCUCCUCAAGUCUGUCCGGGACAAUCCAGCAUCUGCCUUAGAACUGCUGGAUUUCUCCAGGGAGUGUAUCUCUAUCCACGUGGGGCAGGCAGGUGUCCAGAUCGGCAAUGCCUGCUGGGAAUUGUACUGCCUUGAACAUGGAAUCCAGCCUGAUGGUCAGAUGCCUAGUGACAAAACCACUGGUGGUGGGGACGACUCCUUCAACACGUUCUUCAGCGAGACUGGGGCUGGCAAGCACGUGCCCAGAGCAGUGUUUGUGGACCUGGAGCCCACGGUGGUAGAUGAAGUGCGCACGGGGACCUACAGGCAGCUCUUCCACCCAGAGCAGCUGAUCACAGGGAAGGAAGAUGCAGCCAAUAAUUACGCCAGAGGCCAUUACACCAUUGGCAAGGAGAUCGUGGACCUGGUCCUGGACCGAAUCCGCAAACUGGCAGAUCUGUGCACAGGCCUGCAGGGCUUCCUCAUCUUCCACAGCUUUGGAGGCGGCACCGGCUCUGGGUUCGCGUCUCUGCUCAUGGAGCGGCUCUCGGUGGACUACGGCAAGAAGUCCAAGCUGGAAUUUGCCAUUUAUCCAGCCCCCCAGGUGUCCACUGCUGUCGUGGAGCCCUACAACUCCAUCUUGACCACGCACACUACCCUGGAACACUCGGACCGUGCCUUCAUGGUUGACAACGAAGCCAUCUAUGACAUCUGUCGGCGCAACCUGGACAUCGAGCGCCCCACCUACACCAACCUGAAUCGUCUGAUUGGGCAGAUCGUGUCCUCCAUCACGGCCUCCCUGCGCUUCGAUGGGGCCCUGAAUGUGGACUUGACAGAAUUCCAGACCAACCUGGUGCCGUACCCCCGCAUCCACUUCCCCCUGGCUACCUAUGCGCCUGUCAUCUCUGCCGAGAAGGCCUACCACGAGCAGCUGUCAGUGGCCGAGAUCACCAAUGCCUGCUUCGAGCCAGCCAAUCAGAUGGUCAAGUGUGAUCCCCGCCGUGGCAAGUACAUGGCCUGCUGCAUGCUCUAUAGGGGAGAUGUGGUUCCAAAAGAUGUCAAUGCUGCCAUCGCCACCAUCAAGACCAAGCGCACCAUCCAGUUUGUGGACUGGUGCCCGACUGGCUUUAAGGUGGGCAUUAACUACCAGCCCCCCACUGUGGUCCCCGGGGAAGACCUGGCCAAGGUGCAGCAGGCCGUGUGCAUGCUGAGCAACACCACUGCCAUUGCUGAGGCCUGGGCCCGCCUGGACCACAAGUUCGAUCUCAUGUAUGCCAAGCGGGCCUUUGUGCACUGGUACGUGGGAGAAGGCAUGGAGGAAGGGGAGUUCUCUGAGGCCCGGGAGGACCUGGCAGCGCUGGAGAAGGAUUACGAAGAGGUGGGUGUGGAUUCCGUGGAAGCAGAAGCUGAAGAGGGGAAGAAUACUGAAUAGGAGCAAGCAGCUGGCAACUCUUCCUUUAUUUGCUGCCCAUAUACACUACAUCAUUACAGUAUGUAUUUACUUAUUAAAAUUCCUUUAUUAAAGCAUUCAUUUUUCA